UUUCUUCUCCUUUUCUUCCAGUGGGAGUGUGAAGUUUUUGGGAAGGAGGAAAAGUUCGCUUGGAAACUUGAGGACAUGCGGCGGCGUCCUCGGCGAACUACGAACAGCAAGAACGAGAAUGAAGUGACUCACAUUGGGUCCACAUCGAGUAAAGAUGCAAGCCGCCGCCGCCACAUCGCUGCUUGUGCUGCUCUCUGUUGUCCGCCUACACCUCGGCUGCUGUGGUUAUCGGGACGAACGUCGCGUUGACGGGAAAGACGAUGUAGAGAACGACACCGCGGCGGCGAAGGGUGGCAGGAAGCAGCCGCACAUCAUCUUCAUCCUCAUCGACGAUCAGGGCUUCAACGACAUCGGCUACCACAACCCCAGCAUCAAGACGCCCACGUUGGACAAGUUGGCGGCGGAGGGCGUUAAACUGGAGAACUACUAUGUCCAGCCCAUCUGCACGCCUUCACGCAGCCAGCUACUCACCGGCAGGUACCAGAUCCACACGGGUCUCCAGCACUCUAUCAUUAGGCCAAGCCAACCCAGUUGCCUACCACCGCACUUGGACACACUCCCGCAAAGGCUGCGACAGGCCGGCUAUGCCACGCACAUGGUGGGGAAGUGGCAUCUCGGAUUCUACACGAAGGCGUGCCUGCCCACCAGAAAAGGCUUCGACUCCUUCUUUGGAUCCCUCACAGGAAGUGUGGACUACUACAGUUACGGGUCGUGUGACGGCCCCGGCUUGUGCGGUUACGACCUCCACGACAACGAGAGCGUGGCCUGGGGUCACGAGGGCAAAUACUCCACCACACUCUUCACGCAGCGAGCUCGCAAGAUCCUCCAGAGUCAUGAUCCCACACGCCAACCAAUCUUCCUGCUCCUUUCCCUGCAGGCUGUGCACACGCCGCUGCAGCCGCCCAAGUCGUACAUCUACCAGUACCGCGACAUGGCCGACGUGGCGCGACGCAAGUUCGCCGCCAUGGUGUCAACGGUGGACGAGGCGGUGCGCAACGUGACCUACGCGCUGCGCAAGUCGGGCUUGUACCGCGACAGCGUCAUCAUCUACUCCACUGACAACGGUGCGCAGCCCUUCACGGGCGGGAGCAACUGGCCGCUUCGGGGGCGAAAGGGUACGUACUGGGAGGGCGGUAUCCGUGGCGUGGCGUUUGUGCAUAGCCCGUUGCUUCGGCGGCGGAGGCGUGUGUCAAACGCACUCGUUCACAUCACCGACUGGUUCCCGACCUUGCUCGCGCUCGCUGGAGGAAACGUCAGCCAGAGCCAAGGUCUGGACGGGUUUGACGUCUGGGGCGCCAUCAGUGAAGGCAAAGUGUCUCCUCGCCAGGAGAUCCUGCACAACAUUGACCCUCUGCACAAGGCCCCCACGCCCACCCGCGGUGGGGAUGUGCCACGUGGAGCCAAAGGAUUCAAGAAGCCCAAGAAGAAGCAAAAGAAAAAGAAAUUCCUGAAGCAAAGGCCCAAGCAAAAGUCUGCGUUCAAAUCAUCAAAGUUCAGAGCCACAAAGUUGUACUCCAAGGUCAAAGGUCGCCCGGACCGGGCCAUCACUCGCUCGUCCAAGUCCAGAAGGACGACGUAUCCAGAGCACAACCUGUCAUGGCCCGAGAGCAAGCUCCAGUCACGUGUCAAGGACAAACGCUCUCCUCAGCCUGCAGAUGGCAGCAACGAGCUCUUCGAGUUGCCCGUGUGGGACACCUCGGUGCAGGCGGCCAUCAGGGUCGGAGACUGGAAACUGCUUACCGGAGACCCCGGACAUGGAGAGUGGGUCCCGCCACAGGUCCUGCCGACACUGGCGGGCCGCUGGUGGAACUUGGAGCGAGCGCUGCCAUCACUACGGAGCCAAAACGGCAGUGAGGGGGUCAAAAGCAUUUGGCUCUUCAACAUUAGCGCCGACCCCUAUGAGCGCUUGGACCUUUCCCGCAGGCGCCCGGAGGUGGUGCGCCACCUACUGGCACGCCUCGCCCACUACAACCGCACGGCCGUGCCUGUUCACUUCCCGCCCGAUGACCCGCGUGCCCACCCUGACAAACACGGUGGCGCCUGGGUGCCGUGGAUUGAUCAGAUCCAGGAACGAGACCUAGAUCAAGACCGAGCUAAGACGUAUCAACAGAAGGUCCAGCAGAAGAACAAAAAAUGCAGACUGUGCAAGCUCAAGGCGUUCUUCCACAAACUCAACACCAGAAUCAUGUCCAGUCGCAUUUGAUCCAUAUCACAACAGCAAUUACAUAAGACAACAUACAGGAAAAAUACAGUGACUAAAUUCGGACCAAUUGUUUCUCAAACAAAGCAUAAAAAAAUUCUACUACAUUCAAAUAAAAUAAUUUGUCUCUGAAAAUAUAAAAUUUUAAUCAAGAAGUACUGUUUUUUUCUUACUGUAGUUAACAUUUAAAUCGGGCUGCACACUUUUUGGAUGAAUCCUAAAUGUCCCUAUUUUAAGUCGAACACAUGACUGUUCUUAUUUAGAUUUGUGACACCUUCUGAAAUGUGGAUUGUUUACCACACUAUAUUCUUUCUAUUGUGUUGUGAGCGACAAACAUUUGUUUCAUUGUCAUUGUCAUAUCUUCAUCCACAAAUAUUUAUUGUCCUGACAAGUACUGUUUUCAGUACUUUUUACAAUACUGUUGCCAUCGGGUGAUGUCAGUGUAAAAUGUCUAUUAAACAUGCCUGCCACCACCCAA
Molecule: messenger RNA, 2678 nt
Organism: Hippocampus zosterae (dwarf seahorse)
Lineage: Eukaryota; Metazoa; Chordata; Actinopteri; Syngnathiformes; Syngnathidae
Product: arylsulfatase I-like
Exons: 11
Coding region: 155-2203 (682 amino acids)
Source: RefSeq, a predicted model, not a curated record